Messenger RNA from Oryza sativa Japonica Group (Japanese rice), 1601 nucleotides. Its product is annotated as aspartic proteinase nepenthesin-1. The record is from RefSeq and is a predicted model, not a curated record. Gene Ontology annotation, cellular component: extracellular region. NCBI's taxonomy places the organism in Eukaryota, Viridiplantae, Streptophyta, Magnoliopsida, Poales, Poaceae. Gene Ontology annotation, molecular function: aspartic-type endopeptidase activity. Gene Ontology annotation, biological process: proteolysis.
AAUACGCUUGGUACUUGCAUCACAAACUCAUCUAGCUAGCGGGCUAGCACUGGCACUGGCACUGGCACUGGCACUGGCACCGGAGAGAGUUAACAGACACAGUCAACAGAUACUUCUUGCACAUCGGUUAAUCAAGCAACCGGUCGAGAUGCAAAAUCUAGCCUUCGUCAUAGUCACAUUGCUUGCAGCGCUUGCCAUUUCUCGCUGCAAUGCUGCGGCGACCGUCCGGAUGCAGCUCACGCACGCCGACGCCGGGCGCGGCCUGGCCGCGCGGGAGCUGAUGCAGCGCAUGGCGCUGCGCAGCAAGGCCCGCGCAGCGCGGCGGCUCUCGAGCUCAGCGAGCGCGCCGGUAUCCCCCGGGACCUACGACAACGGCGUCCCUACGACGGAGUACCUGGUGCACUUGGCCAUCGGCACGCCGCCGCAGCCCGUGCAGCUGACGCUCGACACCGGCAGCGACCUCAUCUGGACGCAGUGCCAGCCGUGCCCCGCAUGCUUCGACCAGGCUCUCCCUUACUUCGACCCGUCGACAUCCUCCACGCUCUCGCUGACUUCCUGCGACUCCACGCUGUGCCAGGGCCUGCCGGUUGCGUCGUGCGGCAGCCCAAAGUUCUGGCCGAACCAGACAUGCGUAUACACGUACUCCUACGGCGACAAGUCGGUGACGACAGGCUUCCUCGAAGUGGACAAGUUCACGUUCGUCGGCGCCGGCGCGUCCGUGCCCGGCGUGGCGUUCGGCUGCGGCCUCUUUAACAACGGGGUUUUCAAGUCCAACGAGACCGGCAUCGCCGGGUUCGGCCGCGGCCCACUGUCCCUGCCGUCGCAGCUCAAAGUGGGCAACUUCUCCCACUGCUUCACCGCCGUAAACGGAUUGAAACCGAGCACUGUCCUGCUCGACCUGCCGGCCGAUCUCUACAAGAGUGGCCGCGGCGCCGUCCAGUCCACCCCUCUAAUCCAGAAUCCUGCCAAUCCAACUUUUUACUACCUCUCGCUGAAGGGCAUCACCGUCGGGUCGACGAGGCUGCCGGUGCCGGAGUCCGAGUUCGCUCUAAAGAACGGGACCGGCGGAACGAUCAUCGACUCCGGCACGGCCAUGACGUCGCUGCCGACGCGUGUUUACCGGCUCGUCCGUGACGCGUUCGCCGCGCAGGUGAAGCUUCCCGUGGUGUCCGGCAACACGACGGAUCCCUACUUCUGUUUGUCGGCGCCGCUGCGGGCGAAACCGUACGUGCCGAAGCUGGUGCUGCACUUCGAGGGCGCGACGAUGGACCUGCCCCGGGAGAACUACGUGUUCGAGGUCGAGGACGCGGGCAGCAGUAUCCUCUGCCUUGCCAUUAUUGAAGGCGGAGAGGUGACCACCAUAGGCAAUUUCCAGCAGCAGAACAUGCACGUACUCUAUGAUCUGCAGAAUAGCAAGCUGUCCUUCGUCCCUGCUCAGUGCGACAAACUUUAGUCUCGCAUUGCUCUGACCAUAAUUUGUUAUAGCUGAAUAGUUUGGAUUUGAGCAACUCUAUGCCGUACAGACAUCCAUGUAAAAAAAAAAGCAAAUCUCUUCCUAUUACCAUAAGACUCUCUGGUGAUGCAACUGGCCGUUCAAUCUC